GUGUCCUUUAUCAGAAUGAUUUGCGUUCGCUCGCAAAUCACACAUCGGUUGAUUUGAGUAAAAACAGACUCCGAAAUGUCGUAUUGUGUUGACUGUUUAAUAGUUUAGAAAGCCUUGAAGGGUACAAUUUGUAAUUAGAAUUUACGGCUGGAUCGUUUCGUGUAAAAAAUGGCAGUGGACAGAAUUAUAUGGAAAAUAUUAUUGGACUUUAUCGUUUUAGCAUGCGUGGCUCUACCCUUACUCCUGAUAUAUCUGUUCGCGGAACCUUUUCACCGUGGGUACUUCGCAGACGAUGACUCCCUGAAACUUCCCUUCAAAGAGCAAACGAUAUCUGAAAGCCUGCUGGCGAGUCUGGGCUUUGCUUUAAAUGUAGUAACAAUAAUAAUAAUGGAGCUGGUACGUGACAAGCGGGGUAAGGGUAUUGGAGACAAGUUCGUAUCUGGCACAUUAUUUCCUGGCUGGGUUUGGGAGUCUUACUGCGCUAUUGGCGUGUUCACAUUUGGUGCAGCCUGCCAACAACUUACAGUCAAUUCAGCCAAAUACGUCAUCGGAAGAUUAAGACCUCAUUUCUUUGAUGUUUGCCAGCCAAUACCAAACAACGCUUCAAAUACAAUGGGCUACAUCCAAGACUUCACCUGUGUGGGUGCGGACGCCGCCCAUCUGAAGGACAUGAGGCUAUCAUUUCCCAGCGCUCACUCCAGCUUCGCUAUGUACAGCGCUGUAUUCUUCAUAUUAUACGUUCAAGUGAAGGGUAAGUGGCGCGGGUCAAAGCUCCUCCGCCACGCCGUUCAGUUCGCGGUUCUCAUGGCCGCCUGGUACGUGGGGCUUUCUCGUGUGGUGGACCAUAUGCACCACUGGAGCGACGUGGCAGUGGGUUUCGCUGUCGGAGCUGUGUACGGAAUCAUAGUGUUCAUAUUUGUAUUAAAACCGAAGAAGUAUGGAGAUCCAACAUGGGAACCGCCUCCUCCUGAGAUGUUGCCACGACCCGUGCUCUCGAGAUGAAUAAAAAAUGGUCACCUACUACUCCACUAUCAUCAUCACGACCUGAUUUCAAAUAUAUUAAUUAAUAAUAAGACAAAUAUCUAUAACAUUCAAACAGGCCAUAUAUGUUAAUGCUGUUCCAAAAACUUUUGUCACGAUGAAUCCAACGAAACAAGAUAAUUCAAAUAUACAAACUAACACAAGUUGUGCGCAGCGGAUACCUGUAUUCAUAUCACUCGGAUAUCUACGGAUAUCUGAGCUAAGUGAAUGAUCCGUAUCCUUUAUUUUAUUUGGCGAAACUUUUAAGGAGCAUUUAUAUUAUUAAUUCUCUAUACAUAGAUAUAUCUCUAUAUAUAGGCGAUGAUCUAAUAUAAUAAAUAAAUAAAACGAAUAAUCCCUGUAAUAUCACGGAAAGCAAGUGUUGACAAAAUUUAUCUCCUUUCGUUGGCUUUUACUAUGCAUAAGAUAGGAUAUUAUAAAUGAAAACAAUCAACAGGGUAUAGUUAAAUUUUUCUUUGUACUGUCGAUCUUGAGAUCCUUAUAUAUAGGUACUAAUAAAUAUGGGAUGAAUUUAUUAUCUUUAUAUUAUGAUGUGAUAUUAAAACUUAAUAGUGUUAAUAAAAAUAAUUUAUUUUAAAAUACAGGAUGACAUUCACGCUUCAGUACCGUAUUUAUUGACGGGAGCCAAGUUUGCAGACAUUAUUUAUUUUUCUUAUUUAUUUAAUGUUUAUAUGAUUAUUUAAAAGUUAUACAUAAUUACAGAAAAUAAAUAUUACUAAGACA
This is a messenger RNA of Danaus plexippus (monarch butterfly), 1764 nucleotides long. RefSeq names its product putative phosphatidate phosphatase. The record is from RefSeq and is a predicted model, not a curated record. Gene Ontology annotation, biological process: signal transduction; phospholipid metabolic process; phospholipid dephosphorylation. The coding region runs from base 169 to 1002 and encodes 277 amino acids. The transcript has 6 exons. NCBI's taxonomy places the organism in Eukaryota, Metazoa, Arthropoda, Insecta, Lepidoptera, Nymphalidae. Gene Ontology annotation, molecular function: phosphatidate phosphatase activity.